CUACUCACAUUUGCAUCUGUUUGUUGAUUCCUAGGCAUUGGUGGCCUCCCACUUGUAUCAAAUGUGAAAGUGACCUCACACUUAGAGAUUGGACACCCGUGUACUUUAAGCUGCAAUGUGACAGAGUUCUACUUCAGUUGCACACCUCAGAUAAAGUGGAUCCAGAAGAGGAUUAGCACCGAUGAGAUUGUCGCCCAUGGAGAAGAAUAUUGGGAACCAGUAGAAUCCUUUUCUGGUCCCUUUAAGAAAGUUAACAGCAUCUCAUAUUUGGUGGCCCAGGCUGUCUUCGUUCCUACAAGAGCCAAUAUCCAGGAUAUGGACUUCAUCUGUAGAGUCGAACACCCGCUGCUGAGCACACCUAUCGAGCGACACACUCGACAGCUCAGCGCAAUUGGGUCUAUAUGUAAACCCAAAGUCUCCAAGCUGAAGAUUAUGUUACUUUCAAAGACCUACAUGCUGACCUGCACCAUUUCUGACUUUUACCCCAUGGACAUCAAGGUGACUUGGUGGGUUCAGGAGAAAGACACAGAAGCGAUUCUUAUUGAAAAUGGUCCAAAGUGGAAAAUAAAGGUCUUAAAUGAGACCCCUUAUCGCAAGCCUAACAACCUUUACACACUCAUCGCUCAGGCAGAGUUCACCCCCCACAUUUUCAAUCUGACAGAACACAAAAUAAUCUGCAGGGUGGAGCAUGAAUCGAUAAAUGAGUAUGUGGAAAGAACAUCCGAUAUUCUGAACGCUUCCAGUGAGUUUGCAGACUUUCAAGCACAUUAUGAAACGGUCAUUAGUUACUCUUUACCCUGAGGAGACCACCCAGGCAGCAGAGAAUUAUGACCAUGAAUGACCCAACCUACAAGGGAAGUGAAAGUGGUAUGGAAUCGAGGCUAUGGAACGAACGGACUUGUGACUUUGAGAUACAAGAAGGUGGUGGAUUUUGUUUGAAAGAGCUUACAACUUGUUGGGUCAGUGAAUGGACAAGAAUUCAUUGUGGCAUUGGCGUCCAAAAGCUGCAAGUGUGGCGAUGGAGGGCUGACUCAGCAACAUUGCACUGUGGCAAACACCUUGUAAAAAUCCUCUUUGGGAGUCAGCAAAGGAUGUCUGAAAGCUCAGUGAUGUGGAUCAGGUGACGCCACAAGGGCAAUCACAUACUGGUUCAGUGGCAGACCGCCGUGCAAGGAAUUGGAGAGAAGAACCAAGUUGAGGAGAGUCAGUCAGGUGGAAACAAGAGAAAAAGUCAAAGGCAAAAGAGUCACUAGUAUGUAUGAAAUGAGCCUCUUUGUGAGAGCUAGAUGAAAUUCUGGAAGUGCAUCAGAUGAUUCAUCUAGGAUCAUGCCAUUGAAGAACACUUUAUGGUAGGACACCCCAUGAAAGCUGCUACAACACACAACAAUCUGGAGGUAUCGUUAAAUGGAUUAGGCACUUCAUAUCGAUGUCAGGCACCACUCGGCUUGCUGAAUGGGAAGUUUUAUCUGUGAUGUCAGAAGUGUUUAUGUAAUUUGUAUGAGCUUCAAUAAUCAAAUCAGGGACACCAUGCACUCUAUGAGCCAUCCCCCUAGAAAUAAAAGCCUGAACUUGAACUGGAAGGCAUGCCAUUCAGAUACAAAACUUGGGGUGGGCUGGAGGACUGAGUUAUAGCUAAACAGGACUGGUCACUAAAUCAGGAGAUUGAACUACAACCCCUCCAUUGGUCCUUGAGGUAAACAAGAAACUAAGGAACUGUCAUAAGUUUGGUUUCAUUCCCCAUACACCCCUCUUUCUGUCAGCCAUUUACCAUCCCGAGGGGGCCAUUCCUCUUGGCAGCCAUAUUGAGACAGGUCAUGCUGCCUGUUUCUGCCACCCCAUAUAAAGGCCAUGUGAGAGCAAACUGCACGUGGGACUAGAGACCCAUCAACAUAAUAAGACAGAGAGCCUCCUGGUAGUCUAUUAGGUUGUAUUACCGAUACCAAAACUCAUUGUAUUUGUUGUACUAUUUUGAGGAAUAUUAUUUAUAAUUUAUGAAUAAAUGGGUGACUUUC
Molecule: messenger RNA, 2012 nt
Organism: Polypterus senegalus (gray bichir)
Lineage: Eukaryota; Metazoa; Chordata; Cladistia; Polypteriformes; Polypteridae
Product: patr class II histocompatibility antigen, DO beta chain-like
Exons: 3
Coding region: 316-801 (161 amino acids)
Source: RefSeq, a predicted model, not a curated record